CCUGCGCUGCGAGCCGAGCCGGGCCGAGCCGAGCCGAGCCGGGAGAGCGGCGGGAGGCAGCACCGGGGACAGCGCAGCACCGGGGCCGGGCCGUGGGUCUCACCCCACGGACACUCGCGUGCCCGAGGGGCGAGGGGCCGUGACCCGCCGGCUCCGUCCUCCCGCGAUCCCCGGCGCAAGCGGGGUCCGGGGGCAGCGGCCGCCGUUUGGGAGGGGAUCGGCGGCUGGGAGGGGGUGCGGAGCCCCGGCGGCCCCCCCGGCCCCGGGCAGGGCACCAUGUCCGCCCGCGAGCAGCAGCCGCCGGCGCAGCCCCCCCCGGCCGCCCCCGCCGAGGCGGCGGAGCUGGAGGGGGCGAACCGGUACGAAGCGGUGGUUCCCCACUGGUUCUACCGCAAGGUCACGGACUCCCGGGAGAGGUGGGUCCCCUUCAGCACGCAGGACUCUGAGAGGCUGGAAGAGGCGCACUGCUCAGGAAAGGACAAAGAAGAGGUGGUUGUCCCGACCUCGGGGGGCAGGUACGACGUGCACCUGAGGCAGAGGCAGCGCGUGGCCGUGUACUGGGAGGAGGAGGCAGCCGAGGUGCGGCGCUGCACCUGGUUCUACAAGGGGGACAAGGACAACAAGUACAUUCCCUACUCCGAGUCCUUCAGUGAAGAACUGGAGGAAGCUUACAUGAUUGCUGUGACCCUGGACGAGUGGAAGACAAAACUGGAGUCUCCUAGCAGGGAAAUCAUUAUCUUGCACAACCCAAAGCUGAUGGUGCACUACCACCCCGCUGCCUCCUCCGACGACUGGGGCUCCACUCCCACGGAACAAGGUCGACCUCGGACUGUGAAGAGAGGAGUAGAAAACAUCGCUGCUGAGAUCCCCAAUGGAGAGCCACUGCAAAUCGACCACCUGGUUUUUGUGGUGCACGGGAUCGGCCCCGCCUGCGACAUUCGCUUCCGGAGCAUCAUCCAGUGCGUGAAUGACUUCAGGAAUGUUUCCCUGAGCAUGCUACAAGCACACUUCAAGAAAGCACAGGAGCAGCAGCAGAUUGGCCGGGUGGAAUUCCUACCUGUGAACUGGCACAGCUCCCUCCACUCCACCGGGGUGGAUGUCGACCUGGAGCGAAUCACUCUGCCGAGCAUCAACCGCCUGCGGCACUUCAUCAACGACACCAUCCUGGACGUGUUCUUCUACAACAGCUCCACAUACUGCCAGACCAUCGUGGACACCGUGGCCUCCGAGAUGAACCGCCUGUACCAGCUCUUCCUGCAGAGGAACCCCCACUUCAGUGGGGGGGUCUCCAUCGCGGGGCACAGCUUGGGGUCGCUCAUUUUGUUUGACCUGCUGACAAACCAGAAAGCUGCUCCAGAGGAGGACGAGCACAGCGAGGUGGGGUCCAGGACAACCUCGAGCAACAGAGGCAUUGGGGACGUAAAAGAAAUCCUGAAGAAGCUGGAGCUGUCUGAAUAUUGUGAUGUUUUUGAGAAGGAAAAGAUGGACAGGCAGGCACUGUUCUUGUGCACAGAGGAAAACCUUAAAGAAAUGGGAAUUCCCUUAGGACCAAGAAUGAAGAUACUCCAUUACAUCAGCUCCAAGAGGGAGAUGCAGGACCAGAGCACGGCAGCUCCCGGGCACAGCGGGGAGCACAGGGCCCAGCCUGGGCCCCCCUCACAGCACAACCCAGACAGCACAGAUGAAGGCAGGAACUGCCAAUACCGGGACGUUGCCUUAGGACAGGUCUCGGCUAACUAUCCUCAGCUGGACUACAAGCCCACCAUCUUCUUUGCUUUUGGGUCUCCCAUCGGGAUGUUUCUCACGGUGCGAGGAGUCAAGCGGAUCAACCCCAACUACAGCCUGCCCACCUGCAAAGGCUUCUUCAACAUCUUCCACCCUUAUGAUCCGGUGGCAUACAGGAUCGAGCCCAUGAUUGUCCCAGAUGUGGAGUUUGAGCCCAUGCUGCUGCCCCACCACAAGGGCAGGAAGAGGAUGCACCUCGAGCUGAAGGAAGGGCUGACUCGGAUGAGCGUGGACCUGAAGAACAACCUGCUGGGGUCCCUGCGGGUGGCCUGGCAGUCCUUCACCCGCGCCCAGCUGCCGGCCCUGGAGGCGGCGACCACCGACACGGAGGCGGAGCCAGAGGCCGGGGCCGAGAAGGAGCCAGAGACGAAGCCAGACGAGCCCCCUGCAGCAGCAAAGGAGGAGACCCCCCCCAUCAACGUGGGGAUGCUGAACAGAGGGAACCGCAUCGACUACGUGCUGCAGGAGAAGCCAAUAGAGAGCUUUAAUGAGUAUCUAUUUGCCCUGCAAGGGCAUCUCUGCUACUGGGAGUCAGAAGACACAGUUCUGCUUGUUCUGAAGGAGAUCUACCAGACACAAGGCAUUACACCAGAUCAACCUUUGCCAGGAGGCCAAUGACCAACCCGUGCUGUUCUGGCUGCUUGAUAUCAAAUUCAAAUGAGUACUCACCAGGAAAGUCCAGAUUUCUACUCUGCCUUCCUCUCUCCUCUGCUGCUGUGUCCUGCAUGCUGCUUCCCAAGUACUUGCUGCUACCUGGAGAUAAGGAUGAUUUUACUCCUUUUUGGGUAGGGGUGGGGGGUGGUGGGAAAUACCAGGGAAAACACUUCUGCUCAAGCACACACAGCACCUGCCCUGUGACUCCCUGUGGCAACAGGUACUUUGAACCCUCCACCUUGUCAGCUAUCACACUAGCUCCUCUAGCACUGAAGCAGGUUAGUUGUCUGGGCUAGGAACCAGCACUGAGGGCCUGACUCUGCUUCUGGCUUAGUGAGGACACUCACAGCUUGUGACUUUGAGGAAAAAGCCUUAAACACACAGCAUGGAGAGAGCUGUAGCAGCCUGGUUGAGCGCAGGAGCUUGCCUGCUCCUCCCUGCUGUCACAGUCACCAGGACUGGGGUCUGCAGGGGGUGACACCUAGGACACAGGCUGCUGUUCCAGCAGGAACUUGUCUCCCAGCCAUCCUCAUCUCCCUGAACUGCUGCUGCAUCGUUUGUGCACCAAUGGGCUGUGCCAGGCAGGGCUGUCCCACAGCACUCAUGAGAGCAGCAUGUUUGUCACCUUGACCCAGCAGCGAACAAACCAAGGGCCACCCCAGGCACUGCAUCUUGUGUAGGACCAAGCUAGUGGCCAGGGACUACAUGGGAGGAAAGCUUCACCUCCAGCUCCAACUCCAACCAGACCUGGGGAGAGCAGCUGCUCCUCAGCAGUGUCCAGGCAGCUGGGAGGCCCAGAAGGACAACCCUCCUGUGCUGGCAGGGGCACAGGGCAGCACUGCCCUCCUGGGUGGCCACAGGAGUCUCACCCCAGCCAGGCUCCAGGCUUUGCUUUGGAUUUUAAAUGCACACAAAAUGCAGCCAGGGAAGUUGGAGCCCGGAUCUAUGGGGUCUGGGCACUGUGUCCCAAUGACCCCACUGAAGAAGUGUCACCAGCUCAGUUGCAACUGCCUGGGGGGUGUGAGCUUUGCUCCAAGGGGCUGGGGAGCCCCCGGUGAUUGCCCCCGUGUGACCAAACCCCCCCAGGCAGACCCCCUGGCUGGGCUGGAGCCUCGGGGCAAGGCAGAGGCUCCAGUGGUUGCUGUGACAGCCUUUGGAAAGAGCCAAACCACUUUCCCUCCCACUGACUUUUGCCCUGCAUGGGCUAAGGAGCCUUUUCCCCGCCACCCGUUUUGUUUGUCCUCUGUGGUACCACAUGAUUUGCACUAUCUGAAAGGUGUUGUUUGCAGCCUGUAUCCCUCCUCCCUUCCCCAAGGAACAAGCUGUUCUUUUACCUGACUGCAGAAACAGACCCGCUGCUCAGCCGGUGCCUGCACUGAUUGCUAAAGCAUCUCCUACAAGAGUAGGAAAAGGAACAGUCUUAACACUCUCAUGGUCAGCUUUUUAAGUUAUGCACUUUGUUAAAAAAAAAAAAAAGAAAAGAAAAAAAAGAAAAAAAAAGUGAAAUACGUUUUAAAUGUUAUUUAAUGUCUUUUCCAGUAAAAGCCAAAAUAAAUAAGUAGACGAC
Molecule: messenger RNA, 4006 nt
Organism: Apus apus (common swift)
Lineage: Eukaryota; Metazoa; Chordata; Aves; Apodiformes; Apodidae
Gene: DDHD2
Product: DDHD domain containing 2
Exons: 17
Coding region: 277-2403 (708 amino acids)
Cellular component (GO): COPII-coated ER to Golgi transport vesicle
Molecular function (GO): protein binding; triacylglycerol lipase activity; metal ion binding
Source: RefSeq, a predicted model, not a curated record